UCCAUUCGUCUGCUUCAGUCAGUUCUAAACAAUAAUGGCGUCGCACGGCGAAGAUACAGGUGCCUCCCGGUCUGACGUUUCUGAAGACCAAGGAGAGAAAAAAACACCAGCAGUGUCGUUUGGUUUUACGAAAACAGUUAACAAAUUUAAAACCUCGACUGUCAACACUUUCGCAAAGAAGGAUGACAAGGAUUACUUGACGGGAAUUGACCAGAAUGAAUUACAAAGUUCGAAGCCCACCGAGAAGCCCAAAGAGCUCAUUAUUCCUCUGAUCCAGAAGAACCGCUGGCACAGGCCAGACCGAGUGGGCCACAGCGACGGGGGUGCACGAAAAGCACAAGAACCAACCACCCAGGACAAUGACUCUGUGGAGUCUCAGGCUGUCAAAGAACUCAUUGAAGAUUCUCGGAGGCAGCUGGAGCUUUGGCAGAAUGGCUCUGAGACCGAGAGAAAUCUUAACCUGACUAUCCCCCUGUUGAUGCAAAACAAAGUGCCAGAGGGUUUUGAGGACGGAGACCAUGUAAAGGUUGACUUAAGGCCUGAAUCUUCAACAGAAGCAGAUUAUGAGAGCGUCCCUGUUGAGGCUUACGGACUCGCAAUGCUGAAAGGGAUGGGCUGGAAGCAAGGAGAGGGCAUUGGACGUACAUUUAAACAAGAUAUAAAACCAAUUGAGCACCAGCUUCGCCCAAAAGGUCUUGGUCUUGGUGCAGAUCGGUCAGCCAUUAAAGACCUAGAACCCAACAAACAUCAGCGUCCUCCAAAACCAGGCGAGGAGCGGGUAAAGGAGGAGGAGCUAGUAAUGGGUCCUGGUGGUUGUGUGCUGGUGGAGUCGGGGGCUCAUAAAGAUCUCUAUGGCAAGAUUGAAGGUGUUGAUCCAGAUAACGCUCGAGUUAUGGUGAAACUAGCAAUCGGAGGCAAGACUGUGACGAUCAGCCAGUACGCUAUUAAACUGGUUGGACGCAAAGAAUACGACAAAUAUAGUAAAGAUCUCAGUCGUCUGAGUAAAGCCCACAAACAGAAGGAAAAGGAGAAAGAGAGGGAAAAAGAGAAGAAGGAUCGACAGAGGCAUGAGGGGAGGAGUAGCGGUGAUGAGGUCAAACACAAGUCUUCAGAAAGAGAUUCAGGAAGAGAGGAAAGGAAGAGGAAACAUAGGGAAUCAAGUCGAGACAGAGACAAACCUCCACCUAAGGAGUCAAGGCGACCCCCUGCUCCCCCCUCCUGGCUCCAGAGAGACUUAAAAGUUCGCUUCAUAGACAAAGCUUUCAAAGGGGGCAGGUACUACAAUUCAAAGAUGCGGGUGGAGGAUGUCCUCACACCAAGCACCUGUGUGUGUCGAACUGAAGAGGGAAGACUGUUAGACGAUGUGAAGCAGAACAUGCUGGAAACUAUUGUCCCCAAGCAUGAAGACGACUCCAUAAUGGUCGUACUGGGUGACUACAGGGGACAGGUUGGGCGUAUCCUCCAGCGGGACAAGAACAAGUGCAGAGCCAUGGUGCAACUGGACCGAUAUGAGGAGAAAGUGUUCACCCUGGAUUACGACUCGAUAUGUCACUAUGUAGGAGGAGGAGAACACUGAUGUGUCCAACCUGUUUUGUUUUUUUUUGUCAGUGCUGCCAGUCGUUUACAUCCUAUUCAACCCUAAAUGUUGUUUGUUAUAAAAAAAAAAGAAAUUAUGGAUUUCAUAAGGAAUUUAAAGUAUUUCUGUUUUGUAAUAAAAUACUGCCACAAAUU
Messenger RNA from Sphaeramia orbicularis (orbiculate cardinalfish), 1731 nucleotides. It is a transcript of the gene gpkow, whose product is annotated as G patch domain and KOW motifs. Gene Ontology annotation, cellular component: spliceosomal complex; ribosome. The record is from RefSeq and is a predicted model, not a curated record. The coding region runs from base 35 to 1576 and encodes 513 amino acids. Gene Ontology annotation, molecular function: nucleic acid binding; structural constituent of ribosome. The transcript has 11 exons. NCBI's taxonomy places the organism in Eukaryota, Metazoa, Chordata, Actinopteri, Kurtiformes, Apogonidae. Gene Ontology annotation, biological process: mRNA splicing, via spliceosome; translation.